AUGAACGAAAAUCUAUUCGCCUCUUUCGCUACCCCAACAAUAGUAGGCCUCCCUAUUGUAAUUCUGAUCAUCAUAUUUCCCAGCAUCCUAUUCCCCUCACCCAACCGACUAAUCAACAAUCGCCUAAUCUCAAUUCAACAAUGGCUAGUCCAACUUACAUCAAAACAAAUAAUAGCUAUCCAUAACAGCAAAGGACAAACCUGAACUCUUAUACUCAUAUCACUGAUCCUAUUCAUUGGCUCAACAAACUUAUUAGGCCUACUACCUCACUCAUUUACACCAACAACACAACUAUCAAUAAACCUAGGCAUAGCUAUUCCCCUAUGGGCAGGGACAGUAUUCAUAGGCUUUCGUCACAAAACAAAAGCAGCCCUAGCCCACUUUCUACCUCAAGGGACGCCCAUUUUCCUCAUCCCCAUACUAGUAAUUAUCGAGACUAUCAGCCUAUUUAUUCAACCUGUAGCCCUAGCCGUGCGGCUAACCGCUAACAUUACCGCCGGACACCUCCUAAUACACCUCAUCGGAGGGGCAACACUAGCCCUCAUAAGCAUCAGCCCCUCAACAGCCCUUAUUACGUUUAUCAUCCUAAUUCUACUAACUAUCCUCGAAUUCGCAGUAGCUAUAAUCCAAGCCUACGUAUUCACUCUCCUGGUAAGCCUUUACUUACACGACAACACCUAA
This is a messenger RNA of Equus caballus (horse), 681 nucleotides long. Lineage: Eukaryota; Metazoa; Chordata; Mammalia; Perissodactyla; Equidae. The record is from the annotation of a RefSeq genome assembly.